CGAUAUUUAUUUAAAAUAAGAAAAUAACUGUAAAUUUGUGAAAAUUUAUGAGAAAAAUAUUAGAAUGUAUACAGAAUGGAGCUCAUUAACACCACAAAUAACAUCAAACGUCAAUGGAUCGCAACAGCUGUCAACCUUAAACAAGUUUAAUGCUUUAAUUUCGCGAGAUGUGACUUCAGCUUUAGUAAAGCAACUUUCUGGUAACCUUGGGAUUACUCAAAAGCCAGAACCAAGUCCAUUUCAAACUGAUCAAGAAGUUGCUUGGUGUAUGGAUGUCAUUUGCUUUGGUUUAUCUCUGCCUCUAGCUGAUCACGAGACUAUCAAAGAUUGCGUCAAUGUUUACUGCGAGUGGUUAACUUGUCUUCUUCCAUCCCCAAAAGUUUCAGUUCCCAAACCCAUCAUCGAUGAUCCAAACGUCUAUACUCAUAAGAUAAUAAGCCACCUACAUAAUCUCUUCGUUCCCAGACAAGGCGAAGGAAUUGAUGUAAUCAAUCGUCAAACUGUUUUAUGUCAUCGUGUAUUACGAACUCUUCAAAAUGUCGCACAAAACUCUCAAGUAUUAACAAGAGAAACAUGGGAGUCAUUACUGCUCUUUCUUCUUGCAAUUAAUCAAGUUUUGUUAUCGCCACCAACGGUUAAGGAUGAUGUGGGUGAUCAGCUUUGUGAACGUGUCUUAUCAGUUUUGUUUGAAGUUUGGUUGUUGGCAUGCGUCAAAUGUUUUCCAUCACCUUCAUUGUGGAAGACUUUUCAAGAAUCUUGCGCCAGUUGGCGUCAUCGAAUAGCACUUGUUGAACAAUGGAAUCGAGUAAAUAUAGCAUUGACAGCAAGACUCUUAGAUUUCACUUAUGGAUCGUCAUUUCCUGAGUUGAAGAUUCCUGACGAAGACAACCAAUUGAUUCCACAAGAAAUGACAAAUGAUUGCAUUGCACAAUCCUGGUAUCGAUUCUUAAGAAUGAUUGGAUCACCAAUAGCCCUUUGUUGUCCACAAGUGAUCAGUCAUACACCACAAUUUAUGCAGUACAUUUUGCUUCGUGACGAUUCAAUUGAACCUCAUCAACAUCCUUGUUUGUUGAUGCUACCACAAAUUUUUCUGAAAGCGAUGAAAGGAGUUGCGAGUCAAGUUGAUGCAUUUUUAGGUAUUUUCCAACCAGUUGUUUGGGAACAAGGAAUAAUCAUUGACAACACACUCAGCACAACUAAUCAAUCUAACACAUCCGGCGCUCAACAGCGUCAUUCUGGUGGCUCAGCUUUGACACGAAGCGCUGGUGCUGAACAAUCUUUAAGCUCUAGUAGUAAUAAUAAUUCAGUUGGUGUUGGGAGUAGAAACUUAUCAGGUGAUGGCGUACUUAUGAUGACAUCAGAUCAUCAUCAGCAGUCGUCACCAACUCCACCAUUACAAAGACGUCUUGCAAAGAGUUUCUCAGUAGCGCCAUCACAAUCUCAUUCGAAGGGCCUUUCAAAGGGUUCGCUUAUCAGUUUAACUAGUAGUCGUUCAACGAGUAUUAGUACAGUUAUGGGACCGAAUUCAGGGCCGCCAUCAGCUGGAAGUUUGACAUCAAUUUUAUCGAUUUCGAAUGAGAAUCGUUCGACGCUUGCAUCAUCGCGUCCUAAAUGCAACAGCAUUCUUCAUUUAUUCGGUGAAUGGUUGUUUGAUGCCGCUCAUAUUGGUUCCGAUAUGUGGUUGCAAUCCCUGAGAAAACAAGCAACUGAAGCCAGUCGACGUCCAAGUUCAAUGAUUAUUGAUCAAAAACGUGGACUUUCAAUUUCUCAACCUUCGUCACUUGAGUCUGAAAUGCCGAAUGGACUUACAAUCGAUAAGUACGAAUCAGGAAAAGCUGAAUCUAUUGGAGCUUUGUGUCGAAUCUUCUGUGCUAAGAAGACAAAUGAAGAAAUUCUUCCAGUUUAUCUUGCGAGAUUUUACUUGGCACUUCAACAAGGCUUGAAAGUUAAUGAGAAAAAUAAAGAAGUUGAAGAAACACUUGCAAGUAUUCUCUUCAAUUCAUCUGAUAUUUUUCGUCUCGAUCUUGAUGGAGUUAUGGUGUUAUUGCCACAUUACAUCACAGCUCUUGAAUUGGUGUUGCCUGAAAAAGAUUUAAAAAUUAAAUCUCAUAAUUUAAUCUUCAAUAAAACUGACCUGAGACGUGCAUCGAUUCAAAUUCUUCUCUCGAUACUCGCAUUGCCUUUACACUUUCAAUCGCUACCGAUUCGUGAUAUAACUGGAGGUGCUGGUGACAAAGUCAUAUCAUUUGGUCAACUUAAAUCACGACUUAUUAAUGUCAUGAUGAGUGCGUUGCAAGUUGAAACUGAUUCACAAAACACGCACAUGCUGCUUGGUGGUCUUUUGCUUUGUGUUCAAGAUUCAGUAUUAUAUGAAGAAUUUGAUAGUGGAGCAUCUGACAGCCAUUCAACAUCGGCUCGUGAAACAAACUUACUGAGUUCUGCUUGUUCUGAACGUAGUGCUUAUUCAGUAGCUAGUGGUGCUUCAAAUUCAAGUUAUGGAAACUCAAGCACUGCUACUGUCAGCAAUGAACCAACGAGUUUGAUGUCUGAUGAUUUGAUGCCUGAAGAUCUUGAAGCGGGUGCUUAUGAUAACGCCCACGCAUUAUUCGUCCGAGCAACAUACCUAAGUUGCCAUCGUCUAAUUUCUUCCUGGAAAACUGAUUUAAAUGUCUCAUUGGCAGCUUUAGAACUUCUUUCAGGCUUAGCUCGCAUGAAUAUUAAAGAAUCAGACGCAUUGGAAUGCAAGCGAGCAGUUAAAUGGAUUUGUGAUUAUAUUUGCUAUCAAUGUUCCCGUCCACCACCAUGUCACAGUAAAGAUCUUCACAGUACAAUUGUUGCUGCUUUUCAAUGUACUGCUGUAUGGUUGAUGCAACAUCCAUUUCUUCUUCAAGACAAAGACAGUUUGACGACAGUGCUGGAAGUUGUUGAACUUGGAAUUUCUGGUGUAAAGAGUGUUGGAAAGUUGGGUGAAGCGAUUAAAAUGAAAGAUGAAAAAGAGUUGAAGCCUGUUUCGAUGCGUGUUCGAGAUGCAGCUGAAACAUUGCUAACAAUUAUUCUUGAGCAAGUCGGUUACUUUCCAAACGCUUGUGGAAUUCAAUCAAUUUCAUCACUCUUAGAUGAAGUUACAUUAAUUAAACAUUGUAAUACUGGAGGAAAUUUAACACAUGAGCAAGCUGUUCAAAAGUUUCGUUAUUUCGUCACUGAAAAUUCUACGGUUCUGGCAAUUCUUGAUGAGCAACUUGGGAAUGACCAAGACCCACAACCAACAGUUACACUCCUGAUGAGAACACCUCAUGGUCGUCACACUUGGACAGCACAAUUAAGACAUUUACCACGAAGUAAGUCAGGAACGAAAUAUCAUGCAGUGAAUCCCGGCCGUCCAAUCCCCAUGAAUGAUAUGCCGAUGCGACAUGAAAUCGAACCGAAAUUCUUUCCCGACACAGUUGAUCCUGCACGUUUAUUUUUAUCGCAUUUUGGAUUCUUAUCGAUUGGUGAAAAUGUCCAUCAAAAAGCCAACGAACAAUCUUUACUGUCACCAUCAUUGAUUGUCCUUGAUUCAAAGAAAAAUGGUUUCGUUAAUGAUCUUGAUGUACUAGACAAGAUGAGUCCAAGAACAUGUGACACUGUUCACAUCUUUUAUGUUCGCGUUGGACAAUCAAUGGAACAGGAAAUUGUUGAGAAUAUGAGUGAAGACAACAUUGGAUCAUUGGAUGUUAACUUCUGGAGUAUGUUGCAAUCAUUAGGACAAACAGUCGAUGUUGAUGAACAUUGUGGGUGGACUGGCUUCAUAAAUUCAAGUUGGCGUGUUAACAAUUCGAAACCAAGAAAAUCUCGAGAUGGUCGUGGAGCUGCUGGUAGUGACAUGAAUUUUAAUGGAGAAAAGAAAAUCAUUUAUUGGGCAGAUGUUUCAUCAGAAAUUGCUUUUGUUGUUCCGAAUCGUUCAAAUCGAAAUGACAUUGAUAGUUCGGAUGGAUCUUGUCUGUCAGCAGGUCAAUCAAAUGACGUUUGGUACGAAAGAAGCGUCAGCGAACUUCAGAAAUCAGAGAAAGUUCCUUUGAGUAAAAAUCCUCGAGCUUUGUCGUUAGAUAACGAAAAUCUUAAUGCAAACAGAGGUGAACCAGUAGCACCAGCAAGACGACGAACAGGAGCGAAUAAACCAAUCAUUAAUUGGACUCCAAGUGCGAAGAUUAUGUUGGUUUGGUUGGAAUCUUUUGAAGAUUAUUUAACUUUUCCCACGGAUGAUUUAUUGAACUACACAAGAAUUGGUGAUGAAUCGCAUUUAAAUAACGCACAAAGUUCAGCUGAUUGUCACAUUAUUUUCUUGCAUGCCCUCAAUUCGGGAUUGCUUCGUGUGAAGUUGCAAGCACCACAAGGUCGCAUUAAUUUUGCUACACCGCUGGUCGAUGGUAUGAUUGUUAGUAAACGAGUCAUUGGCAGCUUAGUUCGUCAAACUGCAUAUAACAUGGCGAAAAGGAAACGUUUAGAUAGCGAUUCUUAUCAACCACCACAUGUCAGACGACGAUUGAAAGUUCAAGAAAUGAUUCAAAGAUAUAAACUUGACCUAACUGAACCAGAGUUAUUGACAAAUUUGUUUAUUAACAAUUAAUUAAAAUUAAUUUUAUGACCGCUAAUUUAUCUAGAUACUUUAAUUUUAUAAAUUUAAAAUUAUUUUACGUGCGAAAAUAAAACUUCAGAAUUAUUUAUUAAUCGAUCACUAAAAAA
Molecule: messenger RNA, 4722 nt
Organism: Clunio marinus
Lineage: Eukaryota; Metazoa; Arthropoda; Insecta; Diptera; Chironomidae
Source: the annotation of a GenBank genome assembly